This is a messenger RNA of Dipodomys ordii (Ord's kangaroo rat), 1280 nucleotides long. Its product is annotated as chromosome unknown open reading frame, human C19orf47. The record is from RefSeq and is a predicted model, not a curated record. Bases 67 to 1071 code for a protein of 334 amino acids. Lineage: Eukaryota; Metazoa; Chordata; Mammalia; Rodentia; Heteromyidae. The transcript is spliced from 8 exons. Gene Ontology annotation, cellular component: nucleus.
UCGGAGUGGAUCCAGUUUUUUAAAGAAGCCGGCAUUCCCCCGGGCCCUGCUGUGAAUUACGCUGUGAUGUUUGUGGAUAACAGGAUCCAGAAGAGCAUGCUGCUGGACCUCAACAAGGAGAUCAUGAACGAGCUGGGCGUGACGGUUGUUGGGGACAUCAUCGCCAUCCUCAAGCACGCCAAGGUGGUGCACCGCCAGGACAUAUGCAAAGCUGCCACGGAGUCGGUGCCCUGCAACCCCAGCUCCCUCUCAGGCGAGCUUCGCCGUGCCGCCUCUAGCGCUGCCUCCCGAAUGAUCGCCAACAGCCUGAACCGAGACUCCCCGCCCAGCACUCCCCCCAGGCGGCCAGACACCAGCACCUCCAAGAUCUCUGUCACUGUGUCCAACAAGAUGGCUGCGAAGGGUGCCAAGGCUGCCGCUCUGGCCCGCAGGGAGGACGAGAGCCUGGCUAUUCCUGCCAAGAGGCGCCGGGUCACUGCGGAGAUGGAGGGGAAGUACAUCAUCAACAUGCCCAAAGGCACCACCCCCCGCACCCGCAAGAUCCUGGAGCAGCAGCAGGCCGCCAAAGGUCUCUAUAGGACAUCUGUGUUCGACCGCCUUGGCGCUGAGACCAAGGCAGACACAACCACAGGAAGUAAGCCCACAGGAGUUUUCAGCCGCCUGGGGGCCACCCCAGAGAUGGAUGACGAUCUGGCCUGGGACAGCGACAAUGACAGCAGCAGCUCUGUCUUGCAGUAUGCUGGGGUCCUGAAGAAGCUGGGGCGGGGCCCAGUGAAGGCCAGUCCCCAGCCAGUCCUGCCCGUCAAAGCCAAGGCCACAAGCUCCAAGGCAACAGUACCCACUGCCCCAACGCUGCGGCGCCUAGCGCUCUCCUCACCUCCCAGGCUCGAGAAGAAGUCGGAGUCCCUGGCCAAAGUGAGCAUCAUCCACAGACUGGGCAAGGCUGCCCCAGUGCCCGAGGCCCAGGACAGCCAAGUCACCAGCACCAAGAGCCCGACUCUCCGCUGCAUCCUGCCCGACCCUCCUGCGCCUCCGGCCUCUCAGCGACCCCCUCGCCGACGCUGGCGUUGAGCCUGUUGAGACUCUUAGCUGUCCCUGGGCUGCUGUGGGGUACCUGGGUGUGUUUUCCUCUCAAAAGCCCUGCCCGGGACUGGUGGGCAAGGGGGUAUCACAGGGGAGACUGAUCGGAGAGAGAAAACAAUGGCGUUUUAAUAUAUUUUUUGUGACUUCCCAUCUGUUUCCCUCCCCUCCUUGGGGUGAGAGGCAGGUCAGGUUUUCAC